AGACCGAACCUUCAACCCUUCCUUCCUUUUCACCUCCACUCUCAUACAACUUAGAAUCACUACCGGAGCGGGUCUCCUUCCUAUCCUUGUUUUCCAAACUAAUCUUGUAAUCCGUUCCUUAACUACACAAUUUUCAACAUGUCUACUCUGGCAACAGGUGUCCCUUACGAAUUCACAUUCCCAUCGUGUGAACUUCCGGUCACUCCGCCAAGCUUUUCUUUUGGCCCAUCUCUCCUUGAGCUCAACUUCAACCCUAGCCAUGUUCGCUCCGUCUCCCAUAGCUCAUCGGUCUACUCCUUUGAGUCUUCCCCCUCAGAGUCGGUGAGCGCAACAAGCACACGAAGGACAACACCGGUCCGGAGCCGGUCACCCAUCCGUACCCAUGGACCCCUUCUCCUCCCCAAGAUCCGCAGCCAGGACCAGGCCAUCGAUCCAUCCGCCGUUGCUGCUCCGGCUCCCAAGCGUGCUAGGACCAUGCCGGGCCCAAGAAUCCCCCGGGCCCGGGCCAACACCGACAGUUUCCUCCGACCUGUACACCAGCGCAGCUACACCAACCCAGAAGCCAUCUCCUUCGCGGCUCCUCUCCCCUUCACCGAGGACAACAGCGGAAUUGUCUUCGCUCCAGUCAACUACGUUGCCGAGCCUUCGUCGGUGCCUCACUCUCGCAGCCGGGCUUCCUCAUGCAGCCUAGACAACGUCAGCCUUGAGAGAUAUGGCUAUCCUACCUACCGCCAGAUGCCGACCUACGUGCCCUCCCAGUCUCGGACCAGUCUCAGCCCGUCGCCCACGCCGCAGCCCCAGGCCCAGUUCCCCCAGCCGGAGUCCUUCAUGUACCAGUCAUAUGCGCCGCGCGCACCUUCGCCUCUCGCCGCCGCCGCUCCCAUCACCCCUGACAUGACGCCCUCGACGACACUCCUGUCUUACCUCACCUCAUCGAACCCAGCUCCGUCGCUUGUCCGCACCAUCUCCUUCCCCCUCCGGGAUCCUCACACCAAGCACUUCUGGUGGGACGUCCGACAAAUCCGGCCGUGGACCAACUUCACCGCGGCCUCCAUCCUCUCCAUCCCCGGCGCCUCCGCCUGCCUCUCAGUGCCCAUCUCCCAAACCCUCCUCCCCACCGCCGCCGCCUCGACCCAUCAUCGCCACCCCGAGACCGAAGCCGCUCUGCACUCCAUCUACUCGGCUCACUACCUCCCCAAGCUCAACGCCGCUCUGGCCCUCUGCUCGCAGCGCCCGCUCCAGCUCUCCGUUCCCUCCAAGAGCCCCAUGGCCGCCGUCGCCACCGGUGCUUCUUCGGCAUCAACAGCAACCGACAACAUGUUCAUCGCCAACGUAGCCGGCGAAUCCGCCACCAACAGCGUAGCCGCCAUCUUCGGCGGCAAGCCCACGGCGCGCGUCGUCGGGCUCGUCAAGUCCUUCGACCGCUUCAACACGGGCAUGCGCGUCGAGGGCAACAUCAAGCGGGUCGAGUACCUCCGCGGCCUGGCGCACCUGCACCACGUCAUGCGCGAGCACGGAUGUCGGUACGGCUUCAUCCUGACCGAGAUCGAGCUGGUGUUUGUCCGCAACGGGACCGAGAGCACGCCCCACUUUGGCUACCUCGAGGUGGGAGGUGUGCAGCUUGCUGCGACUGGUAAUGACACGGCGGUGCCGGCGGAUGUGAACGAGGUCCAGAUGACUGCUUGCUUGGCGCUUUGGGGUCUGUGCAUGCUUGCUGGUGACGAGCCCGUUCCGGGCCAGGUCCAUUGGAAGAGCGAGAUUGGGGCUCCUGCGGAGGGAACGAGACGGAAGGCGCUGGCGAGGGAUGAGUGGAUGCCGCAGCCGCAGUUGGCGGAGAAGAGAGAGGCGAAGAGGAGUCGUGGGUGGAUCUGGCCUGAGGAUGCGGUGGGCAGGAAGGAGUUGGGGAAGAGAGGUGUGAGGUAUGGUGCUUGCUAAAGUUCAGUUGAACUUGCGGCGGCACGCGAUGGUGUGGUGUGGUGUUGUGUCGAAGCUGGCAUGGAAUGGGAAGAGGAGCCUGGUAUAAGGGGGCAGUAUCGACGAUCCGGCAUCAUCU
Messenger RNA from Neurospora tetraspora, 2053 nucleotides. RefSeq lists its product as uncharacterized. The coding region runs from base 139 to 1935 and encodes 598 amino acids. The record is from RefSeq and is a predicted model, not a curated record. NCBI's taxonomy places the organism in Eukaryota, Fungi, Ascomycota, Sordariomycetes, Sordariales, Sordariaceae. The transcript has 2 exons.